Molecule: messenger RNA, 3676 nt
Organism: Austrofundulus limnaeus
Lineage: Eukaryota; Metazoa; Chordata; Actinopteri; Cyprinodontiformes; Rivulidae
Exons: 16
Coding region: 46-3480 (1144 amino acids)
Biological process (GO): regulation of transcription by RNA polymerase II
Cellular component (GO): nucleus
Molecular function (GO): DNA-binding transcription factor activity, RNA polymerase II-specific
Source: RefSeq, a predicted model, not a curated record
UGCUAACGCAGCUGCGCGCGGCGGACCUCGCUUCUGACUGUUAGCAUGGAGCCCAGCUUGUCCACCGCCCCAGAAAACAUGUCCAAAAUGGACAGACUGAGGAGAAUCAUCACCGAGAGGCUGUCCGCGGCCACCAUGGAGAUCAUGGCCUCGGUGGAGAUGACCGUAACCGAAUGUGAGGAGGAGAUCGAGCGGCAGAGGAGGCAGCUGCAGCUCCUGCAGCCUCGCGUCAUUAAAGAGGAGCCAAAAGACGACAGGGGCCAGUUUUCUCUCUGUGAAGCCGGAGGACGUUUAUUACCCGUGAAGGAGGAACCACCCAGAUAUGAAAUAUGUGUGGAGAACAGCUGGAGUUUAGAAAACCUCGACUCCAGAAAACCUUCAGAGACAGACAUUUGUAUCGGGAACGAGGUAACCCAGAGGCACCACACGGCAGAGUGGGACUCCGACACAUCCUCCAGGGUCUCGACUCCAGUGGACGUGGUCAGACCUCCGGUCGUAGUUAUGGAGGACCUCGUAAACCUCCGGAUCUGCAUCCUAAGGGACUGGGACAUCAAGGUUCUUUCAAAAUCUGUUUUCAAGAAGUACCCGUUUCAUGAGCUGCAGUGUCGUUGUGGCCUGCGGGAAGAUGAAUUCUUGAAGUUGCUGAGGUCCACCCUCCCCCCGCUGGCCUCUGGUACACCCUUUGAGUUUCUUAUAACGGACAGAAGCAAAAAACUGUACCCUCUGAAAAUAGAGACCUUCACACCGGAGAAAAUAGUCAACGCUGCAGGGAACUCUGCCCUCUACAUCCGACCCAAGCGUCCGGUGGAACCUCUGGCAGGACACAACGAGCCACUGCAGGGUUGUGAGAACAGAGAUCAAAAGUCUCCAACCGUACUGGCUGCACCCAGCACCAAAAAUGAGACCAAUCAGAAGAAGCCUCCUCAAAACUGGAUAAAAGAUAACCAAGUAAAUCUGAGGAUCAGCAUUCUGGACAACUGUGACGUAGACAUGAUCUCACCACGUGUGUUAAGACAGUCCAGAUGUGACGAGCUGCAGUGUCCCUGCGGCCUGCAGGAGGCAGACUUCCUGAACCUGCUGAGGUCCACCUUCCCUCUGCUGGCCGCCGAUCAACCCUUUGAACCGUUAGUAACGGACAGAACCAGGAAGCUGCAGCCUCUGAAGGUAGAGUCCUUCACGCCGGAAGAGGUCUGCAGAGCCGCCAGGCAUUCCGCCCUCUACCUCCGACUGAAGCCUGCAGCAGAACUGCAGAGCACAGCCCUGCAGAGCAUUGAUGUUGAUGUUGAUGAUGAUGAUGACGGGUAUGAUGACGCUGAAUCUUCUCGAUCCACCCCACAUCUAACUGGUCCCAGCACCAUAGAUCAGCCUGGUCAGCAGGAGGAUGACUCUGAGCGGGUCAGUGAUGAAGAUGCCCUGGUGAACCUGAACAUCUGCUUUCUGGACAACCCUCAGGUUGAUGCUGUCUCACCACAAGUUUUGGAGAAGUACACCCCCCAAGAGCUGAAGUGUCUUCGUGGUCUGAAGGAGGCAGACUUCCUGGACCUGCUGAAGUCCACCUUUCCUCAGCUGGCCGAUGGUCGGCCUUUUAAUGUUUUAUCUGAUGAUGGCGGGAAGUUGGACCCGCUGAGGUUAGACAGUGUGACUCCAGAGGAGAUCAGCCGAAGGUCCACUGGGAGUUCGCUCCUUUACAUCCAGCUGAAGGAGCUGCCACAAAAAGAAAAAGACAAACUUCAAACAACGUCCCAGCCAUCCAGUCCAAACAUCAGUCCCAGAGUUCAGUCUGACAGGCCUCAGAGCACCGAACCAAACAAACUGAUCAGUCUGAAGGUCUGCAUCCUGGAGGACCCCGACAUAGAUGAGAUCAAUCCUACAGUGUUUCAGAAACACUCAGUUAGUGAUCUCCAGUGCCCUGCCAACCUGCAGACGGACGAGUUCAUAGCCCUGUUGAAGUCCACCUUCCCUGUGCUGGAUGGGACACCUUUUGUUUUUUUGGUCUGUCAUGGCACAAGACUCAGAGGUUUAAAUCUGGACAGUCCAACUCCAGAGAAGAUCAAAUUUAUCAUCAGAUCGUUAACUGGAACUGUCCUCUACAUCCAGCUGAAGAAACAACAGGAAGCCCAGGUUGAUGUAAAAAAGAGUCCUUCAGACGUUUCUGCUUCAACCAAAUCUUCAAAACGAAAACGAGUUAAAGACAGAAAGAAAAGGGUCCAAGGUCCCUCCAGCAAAUCCAAGUCCCAUCGCAGAGACGAGGAAACGGAAGACAGUGAAGACAGUGACGAGGACAAGCCCCCGAUACUGCAGCCUCAACCGGAACCGUGUCCAGAGACGUUAAACAAAGAUGUCCAACCUCCGGGUUUGAAAACAUACAGCGUAUCAGACGAAGACGAGACGGAGGACAGCGAGGACGGAGACAACGAGCAGCCYGAGCCUUCCCGGCUCAGGUUCAUGCCCAUCUUGACAUCCCWUYCCAACACAAACGCAAGUGACGAACCAAAAAAGACGAUGGAGGAGCCACCUGUCCUGCAUUCAGAGGUGGACGCAAACAGAGAGUCGGAUGACGAGGAAACGGAGGACAGCGAGGACGGGGACAACCAGAAAGACGCUGUCUCUGUCAAAGCUUCGAGUGUGAGGGCAGACAGACGGGUAGAGGACAAAACRACUACGGAGGGUGACCCCUGUCGGCAGAGCCCCAUCCUAAUCUCCCUGCUGACGUCUGACAAUACAAAGCAAAACACAACCUUUGAACUCGUGGAGAUUAAGGAGGAACAACCGUCCAGUCUGAACACAAACGACCAAUCAGAGGUCGGAGGAUCGCAGAUSGACYAGAGGAGCCGAGAGCCCCGAACAAAUGAACCCAGAGACCCUGAACCUGUCCAAACUCUGCAGCUUCCUCAGACCCCGGCAGACGCCCCUCGGCACGAGUCCUGUAAGGUCUGCCGCAGUCAGCACUUGUCCRUGAAGAAGCUGAUGAAACACUCGUGGACUCACGUGAACGAACGGGCCAUGCUCUGCGGCGUGUGCGGAGAACGGUCAGAGACCACGGAGGAACUGCGGCGCCACCUUCAUUCCCACCAAAAGACCCUCAUCUGCGACGUCUGCGGCAAGACCUUCAUCACCACGGUGGGCUUCAGGAGACACAUGAACGGGCACAAGGGCAACAAGCCCCACAAGUGUAAAACCUGCAACAAAGYCUUUACGGACAAGGGCACGCUGAAGAAGCACAUGAUGACCCACCAGAAUAGUAAAGAACAGAAGUGCACCGUCUGCCCCAGGUCCUUUACCUCYGACAUCCGACUGAAGCUCCACCUGCUCACCCAUGCAGACAGGAAYCAGGAGGAGACGUCUGCHGCGCCCGSCCCUGGKCACACGCCGGCCAAAGAGAUACGGUUCAGCUGUGAAAUCUGCAAGAGGUCUUUCUUCACUGAGAAAUGUUUCCAGGUUCACAUGAUGAAGCACAGCGACAGGAUGCCAGACGCCUGACAGAAUCCACCAGGAAGACACCAGACGCCUGACAGAAAGGAGUUUUCUGACAUUCUGUUCGUUUUUAUUUGUUCAACUGUCAGAUUUAAAGUGUUUUAACUGAGUUUUAACUGACUUUUAGUUACUGUGGUUUCUGUUUUUAUUAGCUGUUUUACAUUAACUGUUCAUGUUUGAAUAAAGUUGUGUUUUAUCUUUA